AUGAGCGAGACGUGUCAGAUGUUCGAGUCCGAAAAUGCAGCUCCAACAAAAUCCCCCCCUCUCCAACACCUGAUACUACUGCAAUCCUCCGACCGUCCUUACAGCUUGGCUAGUUUGAAGGUUCAAGCAACGGAGACCAAGUCAUCCAGGAUACGUACAUCGUGGCAGAGCCCCAAGGAGAAUGUGCUGAUUAGUACAUGCAAGAGAAGGAUGUCCUCGCUAAAGAAAAGAGGCUAUAGGCGGUCGGGUACUAUAUUGCAUGCUGUCCCAGGAACCACAGCAUGUGCCACUGCUCUUAUCUGUGAUGAGCAAGACAUGACAGCCCUCCAACACCAGGAUGUUGGCAGCAGGUCCAAAGCCACAUCAGCCAAUACGUCGCCAACAUUGACUUCUAGCAAUACAUCUGCAACUGGUACGUCGAGGGGAAAUGGAAGUCCUGCGACCUCGAAUCAACCUUUUCAACCCAAGGAACUGAAAGCGUACUUGAGUAAUAAGUCGCUCAAGGAUUCGAUAGGAAUUUACAAGUAUGGAAAGAUACAGUGGCAGCAAACAAAUCCCAGGCAGUUGGGAAAUAAUACCAGAAAUUACGGUGUUGAAGACAAGACGACGAAGCCAAGGAUACAGGUCGUGAUUCCCGCCUGGAUACGUGAGCGACCACUGCCUGCCCUUCCCUUCUUUGAAACCGCCAGCGAGCACCACAGUGCAGCAGCAUCCUUUGAUAACGUCCAAGACGUGUCGCCCCCCUCUUCCGGUUCCAAGUUCUUUAUGAGGAAUUCCGUCGUUUCUCCGCUGAACCAGACUCAGCCGCUAUCAUUCGGUCAAUUUCAGCGCUCAAUGAGCCGCGUUGUUCGCAGUACACCAGUCCGCGCUCCUCGACAAAAUUAUCCAACAUCCAAGCACAGUGGCUCCUCUGUCGACUCUCACGAUAGCGACACUACCUCUGUGUAUACCGAUGACUCAUCGGAGACCAGUAUAGAGCCAGACAGUCCCCGCCCUAACCCGAUUGAGAUGCAUCGUUAUAGCAUCCAGAAUCCUGUUGCGGCAGGAGUUUUCGACUCACCGCGAGCUUCUGUCAGGCAACACAUACCACCACCAACAACUUCACGAAUCAGUAAAUAUCCUCAUCAUCCACCUAUCGAACAGGAUCUGGCAUUUCAACCUACGUGUUCUCUUCGACGAAGCCGUAAUACCCCGGGUUCACUCAGCCGCCAAUCAACCAAGAAUGAAAGGUCUUCCAAACGAAGUAAUAGUAGACGCUGCCUCAUCACCCCAAAUGGAGCUAUCGAUCGCGCGAUCAGUCGUUCUACGUCCAGGCAGAGGUCCAAUUCCAUUCGUAGCGCCAGUCCAACCUUGAGUGAGGCAGAGAACGAGCUAGAAGAAGAGCUUGUCUUCCUCGGGGCCAACACACAGGUAUCUGUCACACUUCAAGAUAGCCGGGGGCUGGAAGGAUCAGCUAUGCAAGAACCGAGAAUUGUGAGCGGAAAGGAGACUCAAGAGACUGCCACCAAAUUCGUAGAUUCGGAUCCCACGAACUCACUUGAUGUGGAGACGUCUGCAACGCCACCGCCAGUGGUGCCCAGAAAGUCCAGUAAACGCAAUGCCUCCUGUGAAGGAAUGUAUCGAUUGUCUCAUUUACCACGCAGCCAUAUUGCAUCACAGAUGGAGAAAGGCCGUUCUGCUGCGAAAACCCAACGACUCCGAAUUACGAUCCCGGAGUACAAGCGCAUAGAUGACGCUAUUCGCCUAUCCCCAGUACCAGUUCCUGCGAAGAGCAUCAAGCGGAUCAUUACACCAUCAUGCGCAGAGAGCGUGAUCCUGAAUAUUUAUCGUAGUCUGGACAAUCUCGAAGACCUCUUUGCAACCGCUGUCGUCAACAAAGGCUUUUUCAGGGUGUUUGAGCGCCAUGAACUUGAUCUAAUCAGAGCGACACUGAAGAAGAUGUCGCCACCCGCUUGGGAGUACCGCGAAAUAGCAUUCCCAGGUCAUGACCUACUUCAUGAUGAGGAUCUCGAAAUGACUCGUCCGCAGGAGGAGUAUACGCCGCGCUCCUAUCUACAACCUACAAAAGCACGACAUGCAUACCAUGCGCUCGAUCAAUCUUACAUCCGACCCGAAAUGGCGACUGCACUCAUCAGCAGUGAUCGGCUUGAGGCUGCGAGGGUCGACGACGCUCUCUGGCGGAUAUGGACCUUUUGCAAGAUAUUUGGUUCUGGGAAAGGGCGCGAAGAUGACAUUGUCGCUCAACAAGAUUGGCUUAAGGGAGGCCCAAUGGUUCAUCAGCAAGCAUGCACCUUCAGCAUCACGAGUUCUGAUUACAUGAACAGUACCUUGAUCAGUGCUCCAGAAUCAUUUGCCAAGGGCAAUGGGGGUGGUCUAACUGCUGAACAGCUCUUCGACAUGAUUGAGUUGUGGAAUUGCCUAAAGGCGUUAUUGCAUGAUUUCUCGAACCAUACUGCUCAAGCGCGAGAGUGUGGAGUCUAUGAAAAGACAGACAUUCGAGGUGGUGAUAUCGGCGGUGAAGAAUCAAUGCUUGAGGAGUGGUGCUCCUAUGUGCUCACAUUUGGUCUCUCUGCCGUGUUGGGCCUCGCUAGCUCUAGCCAUCAAGAGCCGGAAAGCCCUUUCAAAAGUGCCGCGCAGCAAGGGUGGAUGGAAUGGAACCCUCCAGUCGCAGGUAACACUCGCCGAUAUUUCCUCCAGGAAGCUGCUUCUCGCGUCUAUGAGGAGAAAAUAGCUCGUACCUUUGCAGCACACUCUACGCGCAAGUUUCAACGCGAAUGUCAGAUGUCGAAAGCGCGGUGCCAAAACUUUCCUGCAGAGCUUCGACAACGCAGAGUCGAUACAACAGAUAUGCCUAGGUUGAGCUUUUCACAAGAGCGUCCCAUGUCCGAGUGGUCGACAACUAUUGGCGGCGCCACAGUUCCUCAUCCCGACGCGUCCAGAGAGGCUGUUUCCUAUGUCCCAAGGGUUCGGUCAGCUCUGGCCCAGGAGCUAACUGCCUCAAUCGCGGAACUACCCCCGGGGAGGAUGCCUUCACCACCUAUCACACGAUCCGUUGCGCAGCCUCUUUUACCCACACCACCUCCCUCAGUCGUGCCUAGUAUCUGUGACCGCAAUAGUACGGCUAUGAGCAUGCCCUCUAUUGAUGAGUACCCGGCUCAUCACAGGCCCGAACCACUCAACCAAAACACUCCUUCACUUAUAGAUCACCCAGUAUUUCGACACAAUCACACGAUAACACCAUCAAAUCUUGGGCCAACUGUGGCUCUCACGAUUCUGGGGACCAUCCUGCCUUCCAACAACACCCGAAGCAACACUCCAUCUUGGCAAGUGCAGCACAUGAAAACACGGCGGAAAAGGCGAUAUAUCGAAUUGUUGACAUGGGAUUUACGGCAGAUGAGGCGAGAGAAGCUCUAA
Molecule: messenger RNA, 3414 nt
Organism: Parastagonospora nodorum SN15
Lineage: Eukaryota; Fungi; Ascomycota; Dothideomycetes; Pleosporales; Phaeosphaeriaceae
Exons: 4
Coding region: 1-3414 (1137 amino acids)
Source: RefSeq, a predicted model, not a curated record